This is a messenger RNA of Spirodela intermedia, 744 nucleotides long. The record is from the annotation of a GenBank genome assembly. Lineage: Eukaryota; Viridiplantae; Streptophyta; Magnoliopsida; Alismatales; Araceae.
AUGAAAGAUUUUAAAGCGCAAAGGUUUGCGUCCUUUCAAAUUUUUUUCAUUUCUUUUUCUUUCUUCAUUUCUCUUACACGUAUAUUCUCCUGUGGUUGCAGGAUAGAUACCGCGGGAGUUAUUCAAAGGGUAAAAGACUUAUUUAGAGGACACAGGGACUUGAUCUUAGGCUUCAACACCUUCCUGCCAGAGGGAUACGAAAUUACUCUCCCUAUUGAAGAGGGAAUUCAACAGAAAAAACCUGUUGAGUUUGAGGAAGCUAUCAAUUUUGUGAACAAAAUAAAGGUGUCAACUAUAUUUCUUCCAAACUCUUUCGCAAGAUUUAAGGGUGGCAUUAGGCUUAAAGUCCCAUUAACUUCUUUCAUCUUGCUUACAGACCUGUUUCAAAAAUGAUGAGCGUAUCUACAAAACAUUCCUAGAUAUUCUGAACAUGUACAGGAAAGAGAGCAAGAGCAUUGCAGAAGUUUAUCAGGAGGUAUAUAUCUGACAUAUUUAUCUUUUUCAGUGUCCUUUUUAUGUGUUUUAUGAUAUUUUAACUUGUAGAAAUCCUGGCCUGUACAUUUGCAGGUCACAUUGCUGUUUGAAAACCAUCACGAUCUUCUCAAGGAGUUUACUCAUUUCUUACCCGAUCACACAGCGAAAUCCGUGUUGCAAGAAAAGACAUCAGCGCAUAGAGACGAGAAGAGCGUUGGUCGAUUAGCUAUCAGACAUGGUCAAGUUGACAAGGUACUGAUUUGCAAUUGA